AUGUCCUUCUUCGAUCUCCUCCCCGACGAGCUGCUCCACCACAUACUGCACUAUCUCUCCCCCGAAGAGACCCUCGAGACUGUCGCGUUCCUGUCCCGUCGCUUCAACAGCAUCGCCCAGGAGCCUCUGCUGUGGAAGUACUAUUGCCGAUCCAGCUUCAGGUAUUGGCAGGCCGAACACCGCUUCGACGACAAAGUACACGCCGAACUCCACCAUGUCCACUGGAAGCGCCUCUACCUUCUGCGACUGGCGCGCAAUCGCCACAUAGCUGGUCUGGUUGACGGUAUUGUCGCCUCGCACAUCGCUCGCCUCGAGAAGACCGAGAAGAUAUGCAGAUACGGCUACGAUGCCAAGGACUACCUUCUGUCCCAGUGCCGUAUCGACGAAUCUGCCGACGACGUCUUGGCCAGGAGGUACUAUUCGUGCACCGUACUCGACAGCAUACACCGGAGCCUCGCUAUCGAAGAAUGGGCCAAAUACCAGGAUCAUGCCGCCCGUCGCAUCGACGAGAACACCCCAAAUGGCGAGAAACUCAACUGUGGCAUGCGGCUUGAGCGGGCACUUGGCGCCUUUGACAUGUUCAUGCUUCACGACAAUGAGGGUGAUCUGGAUGAGAUAUCUCAGUUACUAGAUGACAUGGCAUCGCGAUUUCGCACUGCCUACUCGGACGUCGACCAGAUGACAACGCGGCAGAAGGCUACCACUUUGGCACGAUGGCUGCAUGCCAACAAUAUGACUGGCCUCAAUGAUCCGAGCGAAGAAACAUAUCGUUACUUGCGCAACUGUCUUAUCGGCAGAGCCCUUCGCGAUGACCGCCAUCCAUCCCUACCCAUCAUAUCAGCAGCCAUCUAUUCGUCGAUUGCGUCGCGAGUUGGGAUUGAAGCCUACCCGUCAGCCCUACCCAAUCACGUCCAUGCUAUCGUCCUCGCCCCUCCAGGAAUAUCCUUGGAUGGCUCGGUGCGAUCGCAGGAGGAUGCGCAGCAGCAGGAGACCAUGUUUCUCGACCCUUACGGAUCCGACGAAGAGGUCCCAAUCGAUUAUAUCCAGAACUUCCUUUUCCGACUCGGCGUUCACACUGGCCAUGACAAUCUGAUGCGUCCCACAGCCACAGACUUGAUCGUGAUGAGGACAGCCCAGAAUAUCCGGGCGUCCUUCACCAGCUUCAGGACCGGCGGGCGGCCCCUUUCUCAGCUGAUACCCAUGAUUGAACUUAAUCGAGGUGACUGGGCCCGCAACUUACAGCCAGCGCUGUAUAGCAUGAUUUGGGCCAGCAUCAUGAUGGUGCCCGUGCUGCCUGAAAAUGAGGAUGUGCGAUGGGAUUGGCAGCAGGAUGUUCGCGACCUGCUCGUAUAUUUCUACGAGUAUUUCCCCGAGGAUUCCUGGCUUAUUGAGAAAUACGUCUGCCCCAUGUACGAUGCUUUCGCCGCUCCAUCACGACGUCAGAAUAACUGGGAGCUACCCUCGAAAAGAGUUCGGGACCAGAUUAGGGACAUUCGUCGGGUCGACGUGUCGACCAGGGCCCCCCGACGGCGCAGCGAGCUCGCUGAGGGUAUUGAUGUCAAGUUUCGCGUUGGUCAGGUCUUCAAGCACAAGCGAUAUGACUAUCACGGUUUGAUCCUGGGCUGGACGGUGGAUGGGGCCGGAGGCAUCACAAAUUGGGAGCAAGGGGCCCCGCUUCGUGAUCAAUGGGGAGGCUAUAGUGAGCCCUUCUAUCGUUGCAUGAUCGGGACGGAUGGUUCUGAUCAUCACAUCAUUGCCGAAGGGAGCAUCGAGGCCGUCCAACUCCGCGGCGGAGUAGAUGUAUUACCAACCAUGAUCAGAGACCUGAUCCCCAUGGCUGGCAAAUUCUUCAAACGCUGGGAUGGCGAGAAAGGUAUUUUUGUAAGCAACUUGACGGAGCUUUUCCCCGAGGAUUGA
Anthostomella pinea is the source of this 1917-nucleotide messenger RNA. Lineage: Eukaryota; Fungi; Ascomycota; Sordariomycetes; Xylariales; Xylariaceae. The record is from the annotation of a GenBank genome assembly.